Fonsecaea nubica is the source of this 615-nucleotide messenger RNA. RefSeq names its product RdgB/HAM1 family non-canonical purine NTP pyrophosphatase. The transcript has 5 exons. Bases 1 to 615 code for a protein of 204 amino acids. Gene Ontology annotation, molecular function: nucleoside triphosphate diphosphatase activity. Gene Ontology annotation, biological process: nucleoside triphosphate catabolic process. NCBI's taxonomy places the organism in Eukaryota, Fungi, Ascomycota, Eurotiomycetes, Chaetothyriales, Herpotrichiellaceae. The record is from RefSeq and is a predicted model, not a curated record. Gene Ontology annotation, cellular component: cytoplasm.
AUGUCCCUGGCUCCAGCGUCCCAGGACCCGCAACCGGUAUACCAACGGCCCAAGGUCCUGAACUUCAUCACCGGCAACGCCAACAAGCUGGCCGAAGUCCGCGCGAUCCUCGGCGACGUGGCCGGCCUGGAGCUGCAGAGCCGCAAUGUCGAGGGCGCCGAGAUCCAGGGUACCAUUGAGGAGGUCGCGAGGGACAAGGCCUCGAGGGCCGCGAGGGCGGUGAAUGGCCCAGUCCUCACGGAAGACACGGCGCUGGAGUUCCAGGCCCUCAAAGGGUUACCCGGGCCUUAUAUCAAAUACUUCCUCCAGGCCCUCGGUCACGACGGUCUCAACAAGAUGCUCGCCGCAUACGAAGAUAAGACCGCCUUCGCGGUUUGUACGUUUGCGUACUGUGCAGGACCUGGCCAUGAGCCGAUUCUGUUCCAGGGCCGAUGUCAGGGAAAGAUCGUGCCGGCCAGAGGGCCUCCAAUUUUUGGCUGGGAUGCCGUCUUCGAGUUCGAGGAUGGUCAGACAUACGCCGAGAUGGAGAAGGAGAAGAAAAACUUGAUCUCGCAUCGGGGCAAGGCUCUGGCCAAACUGAAAGCCUGGCUGGCUGGGGGUGAGCUGGAGCCGUAG